Molecule: messenger RNA, 2594 nt
Organism: Struthio camelus australis
Lineage: Eukaryota; Metazoa; Chordata; Aves; Struthioniformes; Struthionidae
Source: RefSeq, a predicted model, not a curated record
AUGUCUCCUGAUGGCGCGGUAGUGACGGGCUCGCUCUCUUUCCCAGAUAAAAUCUGUGACCAGAUCAGCGAUGCUGUCCUGGACGCCCACCUCAAGCAAGACCCUGAUGCUAAAGUGGCCUGUGGUGAGUUGAGCUCUAGGGAAGGAGGCUGGAGGCAGCAGGGGGAGAUCACUUCCCGAGCUGCUGUUGACUACCAGAAGGUUGUUCGGGACACCAUCAAGCAUGUUGGUUAUGAUGAUUCUUCCAAAGGCUUUGACUACAAGACUUGCAAUGUGUUGGUGGCCCUGGAGCAGCAGUCCCCGGACAUCGCCCAGGGUGUCCACCUGGACCGCAGUGAGGAAGAUAUUGGGGCUGGAGACCAGGGCCUGAUGUUUGGCUAUGCCACGGACGAGACGGAGGAGUGCAUGCCCCUGACCAUCGUCCUGGCGCACAAACUGAAUGCCAAGCUGGCCGAGCUGCGCCGCAACGGCACCCUGCCCUGGCUGCGGCCCGACUCGAAGACGCAGGUGACGGUGCAGUACAUGCAGGAUCGUGGCGCCGUGAUCCCCAUCCGCGUGCACACGAUCGUCAUCUCGGUGCAGCACGAUGAGGAGGUGUGCUUGGAUGAGAUGAGGGACGCGCUGAAGGAGAAGGUGAUCAAAGCUGUUGUGCCGGCCAAGUACCUGGAUGAUGACACUAUUUACCACCUGCAGCCCAGCGGCCGCUUUGUCAUCGGUGGCCCCCAGGGUGACGCUGGCCUCACAGGCCGGAAGAUCAUUGUGGACACAUAUGGGGGCUGGGGUGCCCAUGGUGGAGGCGCUUUCUCUGGGAAAGACUACACCAAGGUGGACCGUUCUGCUGCUUACGCUGCACGCUGGGUGGCUAAGUCCCUCAUCAAAGCUGGGCUCUGUCGGAGGGUGCUCGUGCAGGUUUCCUAUGCCAUUGGGGUGUCACACCCCUUGUCCAUCUCAAUCUUCCACUACGGCACGUCCCAGAAGAGCGAGCGGGAGCUGCUGGAGAUCGUGAAGAAGAACUUUGACCUCCGCCCUGGGGUCAUUGUCAGGGAUCUGGAUCUGAAGAAGCCCAUUUAUCAGAGGACUGCAGCCUAUGGCCACUUUGGUAGGGACAGUUUCCCCUGGGAAGUUCCCAAAAAGCUAAAGUACUGAAAGUGUUAGGCUUUUUUCCCCACUCCUGUUGGCGUAGGCUACAGAGAAGCUUUCAGGCUCUGGGGGAAAGAGCUCCUCUUCCCUAAGCUCUCCUGUCCUCCUUUCCAGCUCUUACUCACCUGUCUUGUUGCCAUGAUUUCAGUUGUGUGGGGACCACAUGUGGCCUCGUGCCCUUCCCCGUGGUGCUCCCCGGCCCCCCUUGGGGCAGCGGCACGCUCGCACCCGGUGCCCCCCCUGCCCCAAAGGGUGCCUUCCUUCUGCCUGCGUAGGCUCAAGCCCCUUUCCCCGGUGCUGCCAUCGUCCUGGUGACGUGCGCCUGACGUCUGUGGUUCCCUCUGGCAUCUGUCCGCCUUUUUAAUCUUGUGACGUCUGAGCUCUGAGACGGCAAAGCACUCCCAGCCCUGGUUGGCCCCCACCUCUUCUGACAGUCACUUUUCUAUGGGAGCGUUUUUCCUGUCCCGUAGCCCCCCCAGCUCACCCGUGCUGGCUGGCCCUUCGGCUUGCCGUACGCCUCAUCCCGCUCGGACCUCGGUGGUGCUGUUUUUGUUCUUAACUCCCAGCUCUUGAGCGGCACCGGAUUUUAACCUCUCUGCUUCCAGCUCUUUCUCUCUCUCUGUCUCUCUCUCUCGGAGGACGUACGUAAUAAGGGGGGGAGGGUGUGUGUUAAAACCCAACCUACCCCCCUCUGUCCCACCUGUAGCUCAGCACUAGCCCAACGGUGCCCGGCUUGCCGAGCUCCGGCAUCGGCCUGAGCUCUGUGGGCUGUGCGCUUUGGUACCGGAGGAAUUUUUUUUUUGUUUUUCUUUAUAAGAAAGCUGAGAUUAAUCCACAACUGCACAACCCCCCUCCUCCUACCCUUGAGCUUUGUGCUGGCGGGGAGGGGCGAGGACACAGCAGAAAGGCUUUCCCAGCUCUGGGGAAGGGUGGGGGGGGAAAACGGCCCUUCAUACUUGAACGUUUUUUCUAAUGGCUUAUUUAUUGUGUCCUGAGGCGCGGGGUGUGAGUACAGAGAAGCCCCCGGGCUCAGACGGCAGCUCUUAUUUUCCUGAAAGCCCCCCUGCACCUUGAUUCCUGGCCGCCUUUCCCCCACCCCGGGAGGCCGAGGUGUCCUACAGAAAAACCUCGGGUCCCACCUGCCGGGGUGAAAAAUGGGGGGGAUUGGGUUGUAAACGGGCGAGGGGAGAGGGGAGGGCAGAGCUGGGGUUGCCCCGGGCUUGGGACCGUGGCUCAUUUGGCCGGUGUGGUACAGAGAAGCCGGCUUGUUUACGUGCCCGUCCCAGGUCCACUGCCCCAGAAAGUGCCUUGGUGGGGUGAGGGUGGUGGGGGGCUUUCUCUUUCUCUCUCUUUCUCUUUCUCUCUUAAUAUUUUUUUCUGGAGGUUUUAUUACGUAUGUCUUGAUUUCACCAAUUAAUUCAAAAAUCUCAAUAAAAACGCUAGGUUCUACCGUA